AUGGAGACCCCUUUCAUCAUCUGCCUCCUUGCUCUGUUCAUAGCUAGGGGAGUGUCUCUAGAAUGUCCCACUUGCAACACCACUGGGAAGGCUUGCCAGGGACUUAUGAAGGCCUGUGACCCUGAAUAUGACAAGUGUGGCAUCAUCCAGACAGUGAAGAUCAUUGCAUCCAACCAGAGCAACCACAUUGAGAAGAAGUGCAUCCGAUCUUCCCUGUGCAACAAGGGAAUCAGUGUCUUAGAUAUGGGCAAGGGAGGAACCAUCAUAAGCAACAUUUCCUGCUGUGUGGGAGCUGAUUGCCAGAAGAACCCUUCCUCCUGGCCCACCAGAAACACGUCUUCGGCCAGUGAAAAGAAGACCUGCCCAGCCUGCUUCUCUCAGGGGACUGAAUGCAAGGAAGAGACCAUCGACUGUGCUAAAGCGGGCGAGGUCUAUUGCGCCGAGGUGUUUCAGCAGACAACAGAGGAAGAUGGAAAAAUAAAGACCACCAUGAAGGGCUGUGCCAACAAGGAUUUCUGUGAGACUAUGGAGAUGUUCUCCACUGGUGCGACGACUUUACUGACAGACAGCCAAUGCAAGCUUGCCACUGGGGCAGCCAGCACCAUUUCGGGAGAUGCCACCCGAUCCUCCCACCCAGCAGCUGCCGAGCACGAUUCUCCUCCACCGCCAGGAAACAAGCCAGUUUCUGCCAAAUUUUGA
This is a messenger RNA of Varanus komodoensis (Komodo dragon), 699 nucleotides long. RefSeq names its product phospholipase A2 inhibitor gamma subunit B-like. Gene Ontology annotation, molecular function: phospholipase inhibitor activity. The record is from RefSeq and is a predicted model, not a curated record. The coding region runs from base 1 to 699 and encodes 232 amino acids. NCBI's taxonomy places the organism in Eukaryota, Metazoa, Chordata, Lepidosauria, Squamata, Varanidae. Gene Ontology annotation, cellular component: extracellular region. The transcript has 6 exons.